Molecule: messenger RNA, 3291 nt
Organism: Betta splendens (Siamese fighting fish)
Lineage: Eukaryota; Metazoa; Chordata; Actinopteri; Anabantiformes; Osphronemidae
Gene: dtx3
Product: deltex E3 ubiquitin ligase 3
Exons: 5
Coding region: 592-1701 (369 amino acids)
Biological process (GO): Notch signaling pathway; protein ubiquitination
Source: RefSeq, a predicted model, not a curated record
UGCAUGAUUCACUUGCAGCGCGCGCGCGCGCGCACGCGCCACCAUCUGUCAGCCAAUCGUGUGACGAACUUCCUGGUCACAUUUUCCUCGUAGGUCCCAGUUUCCCUUAUUAAUAGAUAUGUUUUCUCCGCUUCAGUCAGCGGGAAGGACGCGGCUCGACGGCGAGGACGCGGACUGAGAAUGAGAGGAAGGAGCCGGUUAUCAGCUGGACCGAGGUGCCACGGCGCUAGCGUGGUAGCAGCCAGAUAAGAAACUCCGGCUGCUAUUUACUGUGAGCUGCGCGGAGCCCAAGGACGUACGAGGAAGGCGAAGACGGGCGAGACCGGGGACGCGGCUCGGAUGCCGUUCACCUGAUCCAGGGACGGGGCCGGUGAAAUCCCACGGAGACGCGGGGCCGGGGGGGGGGGUACGUUCGGGUAGCAUGUCUUGACUACAAAAGGCUCGAUUAUCCGCGGAUAAACUGCAGCGGCGCGCCAGGAGCAGAGGCCUCCGCGGAUGGAGCGCGGCGCUCUUUAAUCCGGCCACAAACCUCGCUGACAGGCGGCGACGCGCUACGGCAAAGGGACGCCUUAUUCGCAAUUGAGGGAAUUUAUGGGAUCACAAGUUUCCUCUGAUGAGAUGAGUGUGCGUGCUGGCCAGGGCAGUGAUGAGGUGCUGGUUUCACAGGCUGUGUGGGAUUACCUGGCUGCAGCCGGGCGGCCCUGGCUCAUUGACUUCCAGCACAAGCAGGGGAUGAGCGUCGGCAUAGUCAGGCGAGGGGAGAGGGGGGGCUGCUGUGCCGUUCGACUGCAGCCCGUCCAGGGGUUCAGGAGCGCCGGCGCCGGUGUGCCGGACGCGCCCGUCUCCAGCGAGACCCGAAAAGCCUUCAUUGACUUAUGCCGCUGUGCCCGCAAAGAGAUGAGCAAACAGGAGGGGGGGCCCCGGAGGAAGAGGGCCCUGCUGCCCUGCGUGGGGGUCCUGCAGCCCAACGGGGAGGGCAGCCUGCUCCAGCCGCCGCUGCCGCAGCCCAGGCGCUCCCAGAGGCAGCAGCAGAGGUUCCGGAAGCCCGCCGACGAGGAGGCCUGCGCCGCGCUGCACGAGGCCGCCCAGAGGAAGGACCCCGACGCCGGCGCGGCGACCCGCGGCGAGGCCGACGACAACAGCACCUGCUCCAUCUGCAUGGGGGACGUGGUGGAGAGGACCACCCUGGAGCGGUGCGGCCACGCCUUCUGCCGCUCCUGCCUGGAUCAGGCCUUCAAGGUGAAGAAGGCCUGUCCCGUGUGCCGGCUGGUGUACGGACAGCUGAUCGGAAACCAGCCGGGCAACGGCACCAUGAUCGUGGAGCGGGACCCUGAUCUGGAGCUUCCUGGCCACGAAGGCUACGGGUGCAUCUGCAUCAUCUACAGCUUCCCUCCAGGCCUACAGGCACCAGAACACCCGAACCCCGGGGUCCGAUACCCGGGAACAGACCGCGUCGCUUACCUCCCCGACAGCCCCGAGGGGAACCGCGUGCUGGGCCUGCUGCGCCGGGCCUUCGAACAGCGCCUUAUCUUCACCAUCGGUACCUCCAUGACUACGGGCAUGCAAAACGUCAUCACCUGGAAUGACAUCCACCACAAAACCUCACUGUGGGGCGGACCCCGCUGCUUCGGAUACCCAGACCCCACCUACCUGGUGCGAGUCACCGAGGAACUCCGAGAAAAAGGCAUCACAGUGGACUGAGAGGAAACCCACGGACUCUUCCAGGACUUUUCCAGCGCCUUUUCACCGGGUCGCGCUCAGAGACCGCCCGUCCUCACGGGACGCCUGAGGACGAGACCCUCGGCAGGCGGGCGUUCAAAGCCCGCGCCGCUCGCCGUUCCUCGGUUCCUUCACCGUCCUCCAGAGUUCAGCUCGGCCCGGUUCUACACGUGGAAGGAAAUUGGUUGAGUGCAGUGCAUUCUCGUAUCACAGUCGGCCGUAGGACCCACAGUGGAUGCGCUUAUUUAAAAGCAUUGUGACGUGCUGGAAUCCAUGGUACUUCUAUAUCGUUUAGAAAAAAAUCUAAGUUCUUGUUCUAAAACCGUUUAUGUUCUAUUAAUGCUUAUUUCUACUCUGAGGACCACUUUAUUUCUUACAGGCACAUAUUCUUGGUAUUCCGUUGGGUGAGUACGCUUCUGAUCGUUACUAAUGACCUGUGGUGAGGAUUAUAUGCCAGGAUGGCGCCGCUGGAACAGAAAGGGUCCACACUCUGCAGUCGCUGCAAUCUAAAGCACUCACAGGCACUUUGGUGCGGCAGUCCGCGCUCGGCGAAGGUGGCGUUCCAGUCUUUUUGCUUCGGGGGGGCUGCAGCCUGACUACAGGUUGAUGUCAGCCGCUCGGAAAUCGCUUAAUUUCUCCCAUCGAUUUUUACGCAAACAGGACGAAUGUUAAACGUUUCAACGAUGUCUCAUUGCAGCACUUUUCCCCCCGGGGACGCUUCGCGCUCGUCCCCAUCGGUUCGCUCCGCUUACUCUCCCAGGUGUUGAGCCCAUUACCUCGGUUGUUAGCCGCGUGCUCGUGUAAUCACCAGAUUUAAGAUGAUGUCAAAUAUAAAAGGGCAUACCGACCAUUAAACCAAAUCAAAGGCACAAAAGCUCUUUUAAUAUCUAUGCCUCUGUCCUUGUCAAACUAGGAGAAACGCCUGCGAGGGUUCUCAUUAAAAUGAGCUAACUGUUGUAAAUUAGUUUAUCUUAAUCGAUAAUCUUCGAUAUAUAUAUACAUGAUAAGAAAAUGUUGUGGGGACAAUUAAAUUCUCGGUGGGUGGAAUAAUCUCAUUUUGUUGUGCCUUUCUUAUAAAAAUUAAGCAUGACGUUACUAAUGAAUGAUAAGUUUGGGCACAUUUCAGUGUUCGCCUGUACGUUUGUAGCGAUACUAUAUGGCUUUAAGUAGUUGCAGUUCAUAAACCGUGUCCGCUAAUGUGUGUCCGAUCAGCUUCUCCCUCCUAAACACUGCUGUAGUCGCUAAGUGCGGUACCAGGCUUGGCUUGACAUUACUUUGUCACGCACACGUCAAAUAUCUGUUUUCUAUGUUUCCAUUCUCUUUUGUAUUUUAGUUAAGGGACCAAGUGACAUAUUUCCGGGACACAGGAUUGUAGUUUACUAAAGAUACUGUGCAAACAUUUCUAUGCAUAACACAAGCGAGAAGGAGCCGGGAGGCGACACGUUUCAGAAUGAUUGUUAAGGGGACGUUGGGAGUUUUGCUUUUCUAAUUGUGUUGAUUCGUACUUUGUUGAUAUUCAGAAAAAUGUGCUUUACAUUUUAAUACUUGAAUAAAAUAAAAGUUAUGUUUGGG